This is a messenger RNA of Phyllostomus discolor (pale spear-nosed bat), 1334 nucleotides long. It is a transcript of the gene SGF29, whose product is annotated as SAGA complex associated factor 29. The transcript is spliced from 12 exons. The coding region runs from base 365 to 1246 and encodes 293 amino acids. Gene Ontology annotation, cellular component: SAGA complex. The record is from RefSeq and is a predicted model, not a curated record. Lineage: Eukaryota; Metazoa; Chordata; Mammalia; Chiroptera; Phyllostomidae.
AGGGGUCGUCCGCGCUGCGACUGAGUUAGUAAAAGGGAAAAAAGCGCGGUGUUCGACGUGCAGGGAAUCUUCGAAAGCCAGCGCGUUAUUAUCCACAGGCUUUGGAAAGCAUUCCAGGGGCAAGCCGACGCCCGCCCUCGCAGUUUCAAGCGCAACGAGCUUGUUCAGCCUGUGGAUCGCUACCAUUGACAAAAGGUUUUGCUUGUAUUUACAUGUGAUACCACUGGAGAAAUAAAUACCAAAGAAACAACAGUGAUUGCCUCUAGGGAUUUUUUAAAUUGGAGACCAGAAUGCUUAAAUCAUUUGUCAGCAGAGCGGGGCUAGGGCAUGCUGCUUUUCUAAGUGACCUAGCGCCCCAUAUGCCAUGGCCCUUGUGUCUGCUGAUUCCCGCAUUGCAGAACUUCUCACAGAGCUCCAUCAGCUGAUCAAACAAACGCAGGAAGAGCGUUCAAGGAGUGAACACAACUUAGUGAACAUCCAGAAGACCCACGAGCGGAUGCAGACAGAGAACAAGAUCUCUCCCUAUUACCGGACAAAGCUGCGUGGCCUCUAUACAACUGCCAAAGCCGAUGCGGAGGCCGAAUGCAACAUCCUCCGGAAAGCCCUAGAUAAGAUUGCGGAAAUCAAGUCUCUAUUGGAAGAGAGGCGCAUCGCUGCCAAGAUUGCAGGCCUGUACAAUGACUCGGAGCCUCCUCGGAAGACCAUGCGCAGGGGGGUGCUAAUGACCCUGCUGCAGCAGUCAGCCAUGACCCUGCCGUUAUGGAUCGGGAAGCCUGGUGACAAGCCGCCCCCACUCUGUGGGGCCAUUCCAGCCUCUGGGGACUAUGUGGCCAAGCCUGGAGACAAGGUGGCUGCCCGGGUAAAGGCCGUGGAUGGGGAUGAGCAGUGGAUCCUGGCCGAGGUGGUCAGCUACAGCCAUGCCACCAACAAGUAUGAGGUAGACGACAUUGAUGAGGAAGGCAAAGAGAGACACACCCUGAGCCGGCGGCGGAUCAUCCCGCUGCCUCAGUGGAAGGCCAACCCUGAGACAGACCCCGAAGCCUUAUUCCAGAAGGAGCAGCUCGUGCUGGCCCUGUAUCCCCAGACCACCUGCUUCUACCGGGCCCUGAUCCACACCCCCCCACAACGGCCCCAGGAUGACUAUUCGGUCCUGUUCGAAGACACUUCCUAUGCAGAUGGUUAUUCCCCUCCCCUCAAUGUGGCCCAGAGGUAUGUGGUGGCUUGUAAGGAGCCCAAAAAGAAGUGAAGCAGGCUGGCAGGCUCAGUCUCCUGCCACCCCCCUCAAGGAGGAAUGCAACAAAAGAUUGUGAUCAAAUAAAUAUUCUUCCCCUCUG